Corythoichthys intestinalis (scribbled pipefish) is the source of this 7078-nucleotide messenger RNA. RefSeq names its product sodium channel, voltage-gated, type IV, beta a (gene scn4ba). NCBI's taxonomy places the organism in Eukaryota, Metazoa, Chordata, Actinopteri, Syngnathiformes, Syngnathidae. Gene Ontology annotation, biological process: cardiac muscle cell action potential involved in contraction; regulation of ventricular cardiac muscle cell membrane repolarization; regulation of sodium ion transmembrane transporter activity. The record is from RefSeq and is a predicted model, not a curated record. Gene Ontology annotation, cellular component: plasma membrane; voltage-gated sodium channel complex. The transcript is spliced from 5 exons. The coding region runs from base 500 to 1180 and encodes 226 amino acids. Gene Ontology annotation, molecular function: sodium channel regulator activity; transmembrane transporter binding.
ACGUACGCUUUCUGCUUCUUGCUUGGCUGCUCUGCACCAGCAUCCCUUUUACGCUCCGUCCAGCACUCUUCCAGCCUAUGUCUCCCCUUUGUGCAGCUUGCUGUCUGGUGUGCUUAUGUGACUGAUACCACUUCUGCUAGAGUGUUGAGGCUGUAUGACACCACAGCAUGUCGCCAAACAGCUUCUGCUCUGCCUUUUUUUAAUUUGCUCGCUGGAUCCCCACAGCUGACAGAAGACAGGAAGAGAGAGAGUGGGAGAGUGAGAGGGGAAGACGGGGACACAAACAGGGGGUCGUGGUCUGAAUUCUCCACACUGGACAGAGGUCCCUGCACUUCCAUCCUGGGACAGGAGGGGAAAAGAGGGAGGGACUGAAAGCAGGAAUACCUUGCUCCAAAGAAACAUAAGACAGCCACAUUUUGGUUUUGUCUAAACUUAACUGUAACAGGACAGUACGCAAUAUUGGGACACACGCAAGGAUUUGGACAAGAAAGGUGAUAUCAUGGCGUCAUUGGACAACACCGGCUGGAGUGUGCCAGGUCUGCUGGUUGCACUGCUGCUGGUUUUUGAGUUAGGAGUAUUGCGCAUUUGCGGACUGGAGGUGACUACAGGAAAAGUGUCAAGAGUAGAGGCAAUGAAUGGCUCCACAGUGCUGUUACCAUGUAACUAUUCCUCCUGCAUUGGCAUUUACAAUCUCUACUUCAGCUGGCAUUAUAACGACAAUGGAACGAUGAUCAAGUUAUGUGAUGGUGUGGUUCCCAGCGAAGGUGUUGAACCCAAGGUCAAAGUAGAACACAAGCGAGUAGAGUUCGUGGGCUCUUCGAAGAGCCGUGAUAUAUCCAUUCUGCUGUGGAACAUCACAUUUGAAGACGAUGGAGAAUACACUUGUUUCGCGAAAAACCCUAAGGAAAAGGGCCGCAACCACAGCACUAUCUUCACUCUCAGAGUGGUUGAUGAAAUGACCGUAAUUGACAAUACAUUAACUGUCAUCAUCGUCUCAGUGUUGGCUGGAGUCAUUGGUUUAGUUAUCAUUGUGAUGAUAAUAAAGGCCUUGGUGGUCCAAUUCCUACUGAAGGAUGAUGAAAAGAAUAAAGAGUGCCUGGUUAACGCCUCAGGGAACGACAACACCGAAAAUGGACUUACAGGAGCCAAAGCUGACAACAAAGGAACCCCAAAGGCAUGAGCAAAAAUAUAGCAGACGUCUGUACGUUUGUGUAUAUUUAACAAAUAUACACAAUGAAUGGACUGUCAUAUCUAGUUUGCUUAAUAGUACACCAUACAAAUGCACAGUUAAACCAUUGCUUGAAUUUGAAAAUGUUUGUAGAAGACUGGGUCACUCUUGUUCACAUGGCGGCCCAUGAGUUGCAGUGGUCACUCUGUAUUGUCAAAAUCCCGUUUAUUUCCCCUACGCUACUUUAAAGUAUAUAUUGAUUCUUCUCGAUCAAUACUAUGUUUAUUCUUUUUCGCCAAGUAGUUUCAAGCUAAUCUCAAGCUAAUUUCAAUCUAAAAGCUAAAAGCUUCAAGUUUCAAGCUAAAAACCUGAACAUUAAUCAACUGUAGGAAUGAUGCCAAAAGGGACUGGAAUCUUUGACAAGUGCAAAAUAACUGAGAUAGCUCUCCCAAACCUGGGGGUGUGAAUAGCAAAAAUGCAUUACAGUCAAAUUAGUUCCAAUCUUAGCUCAAAGUUCUAGCUUAGAGUUUGCAUGUUCCCCUUACUUUUUUUUCUUUCUCUUUGUCUAUAUUACUCCCACAUUCCAAAAACAUGCAUGUCCAAUUACAUUGAAUAAUCAAAAUUGGGUUCUGAAUCUGGGUGUGAUUGGUUUCUGUCAAUACGUGUGCAACCAGUCUAGCCUACAGCUCACAUGUGAACUGAUAUGUGAUGGGAAAUUGAUAGAGGUUAGAUGUAUGGAAAUAUUCUACUGUAUUUUAGGAAUGAAUCUCAUUUCCAAAGACACUUGACUUCUUUUUGUUGCUGCUUUUUCACGAUAACAAGGUGUAGGUUUACAUUUAUUCUGUUAAUGUUGCUCUGAUCCUGUGAAAUUAUGAAAUCCAUAUUUGAAUGUCCGCCAUCAAAGUUCAGUUCAGGUCAUUAAAAACCAAAAAGCGGCUUUUGACUGACUACGGACUAGCCGACAGGGCUUCCUAAAGCAAAUGAAUGAUCCGUUUUUUCUCAGUUAGUCUUCGUUUUAAGUUUAGGUUUUCGCUUUAGCUAAUAAAACAUGUGCCUGCUCUGCUUCUUCUCCCUCUGUUGAUGGGAGGAUUAAAUCACAGCAAAUGUAUUUUUUUUUAAUCGUAUACGCAUCAAACCCUCCUCCAAGACAAUCCCAAGACUACCCAGCUCCCUAGAGAGAAUGAAAUGAACAGUACUGCUUCUGAAUUGUCAAUAAUGUAUUAUUUAGUUGUUUUUUUAGCCUGCGUGCAGUUGUGAACUCACCAUACAUGUACAGUACAUGUCGUCUACAACACAGGAGGAAUUUGUGAAUUCACGAGGUCGUAAAUAACCCUUCAUAAGGUUGCAAAUAACCCUUCAUAAACUGCAAACAUUGUCUGUCGAUGGCAGACAAGCAAGUUGGAAUAAAAAGGAAAACAUUUGUAGAGUUGUAAUAUCAAGAGGUUAAGUCUGUUAUUAUGCGGUAGGAAUAUAUAUCGAGAAUAAAGUGAUUAUAAUUUUGAGAGAGAAAAAAAAAUCUAAACAUUUUGGGUAGAGUACCUGCAUUAUGAGACACUUUAGAAUUGGUUUCACAAAUGAGAAACUUUAAUGAAACAUCAACACUGUCAUCAACUGUUACAUUAAAUGUGUUUGUAAUCUAACCCCGCUAGCUUGUUAUCAUUCAGAAUACAGUAAAUAGUCUCUUAUAUCACCGGGUGAAUAUGUGUCAGAUUUCAGAUUGGAACUGCCAUUUUCAAAACUUCAUGUACAGUACAUUGUUUUUUUUGUUUUUUUUUUCUGUUAAAGACUAUUCUUUCAACUUUGGCCUCGUAAAAUUAACAAUAUUCUAGAAUACUCAUAACUUCAGUUUGGUACAGCUUUACAACUUUUUGUCUAACUGUUACUUUACAUCUCAUUUCUUGGCAUAUUCUUUUCCCCAUAAAUUUGAUCUAUUCGUAUCAUACUCGUAGUAAAGUAGGGAUUCAUGUCCACAAUAAAAUAAGAUUGAUAGAGAUUUAACAAGAAUGAGAACAUUUUUUUGACCAAAAAAUAAAUAAAUAAAUGUCACGUGACUGUAUUCCAAAAUGGAGAGAAAGGAAUAAGUUCAGUGCCAUCCUGCCACUACCAUGUGCCCUCUAUGCAAUUCUACCAGAGGUUAUUUAGGAAGUUGGCACACAAGCCUGCCACACACCCUGACAAAUACCUGAGAUAGAAGGGACAGCUGAGCACCACACACACACACACACGGACUCAUAUUUUAUGUGGUCACAUACCAGAGAAUGGUGCACAGGCCUAGCACACAAACAAUACAGCACUUUACCACUGUUCAGAGUGGCGGCACAAUUCAAAGAAUGUUCAUUUUUUCUUUUUUUAGAAAACAAUUUUAAAAAAUCAGAACAUUAAAAAGCAACAGCGGCCAGGUCAUUGGUCAAUCGUUCAUAUUUUUCACACGGCCUAAACUGCUGGUCUCAUAUUUAUUUUACGACUUUUCCUUUAAGCUUUUAAUGGAAGCAAUAAUAUGUUCAUAAUUAUGCAAUAAUAUGUUAAAAGGCACUUUAGAUAUGUGUAAGGCCUUUCAAAGGUACUGUAUAGGCACUGGUAAAGAAACACAUGGGCUAAGGCAUUAAAUAUAUUUAUAUUAGACAUAGUCCCAUACAUACUGAUUUCUCUUUCCUUGGUCAAGGAAGUUGAAUACCUUACGGCUCUAAUUAUAAUAUUAAAGAUCUUUUGACUUUACAUGAGAAAAUACAACCCCACAAUAUACUGUAUAUGAUUAUAUUAUAUAUUAUAUUAUUAUUUUACUGAUAGCACUGUAGCAUGCAAUAUGCUCUGUUGUCAUCUCAAAGAAAACACUGUCUAAUUGUAACAGUUACAAAUUGUCUCUUUGAAUGUAUCUAGCCAUGAAUGUCGAUAUUAUGAAAUAUUACAAAGUGUAGGGUCUACCCACAUUCCAUACACACUUUUGGAAAAAUAGAUUUGAAAACACUUAUUUAAUGAAUUUAGACCUCCUAAAUCUCAGUUUUUCAUCUUGCCAAAAUUUGAUAUCCAGGUAGUUCCACUCUUCCAACAAAGACAGGAAGCUGUGAUAAUGCAGCUGCAAAAGCGGGACUAAUUACAUAAUGAGUAUAAGGCCAAGUUGCACCAGUACAUAUACUGUAAUUUUUGGACUAUAAGUCGCUACUUUUUUUCCCUUAUUUUGAAUCCUGCAUCCUUCAGUGCGGCUUAUUUGUUGAUUUAUUUGGGUUAAUAGAUAACACUUUAUUUGACAGCGGCGUCAUUGGACUGCUAUAAGACCGCCAUACUGUAAUUAUGACAUGACACUGUCACGGGCAUUAUUGAAUGUUUAUGGCAGAUGUCAUUAAGUGUCACCUAAAAAAUUUUGUCCCUAACUCCAUUUAUGUCCAUCUUGGAUCUUUUACAUCUAUUCAAAAGUGAGAUAAUUUGCCGGAUGACACAAAAUGGCAUCUUGUCAUAUACAUUCAUUAAUGUUCAUGGCAGUGUCAUGUCAUAUGUCUUAUGGCGCCACUGUCAAAUAAAGUGUUACCAAUUACCAUAACUAGCAAUUAAUGAAACAACUGGGACAGUAACUGAAGAAAUAAUUAGCACAGAACAUGAAUUUUGAUUGUUAUUUACAUUUUGUAGUGCUGCAAUGCAUGCUAGGAGGCAUGUUGAAGGACAACAGUGUUGACAGCAGGUGGAGCAGUGAGGCCAAAUGAAGCUUCUUGAAGCAAUGAAACGUUUCAGCCAGUUGGUUCAAAGCUUCAUGGUGGUUCAUUUGGUUUUAUGACAGUCUUACGAUGCCGCUGUCAAAUAAAGUGUUACCGAUUAAUAUCUUUUGGUGAAAAUAUACCAUUAUACAGUGAGGACAACUGCGGCUUAUAGUCAAGUGCGGCUUAUCUAUGAACAAAUGCCGUUUUCGUGUCAAAUUUCGUGGGGGCGGCCUCUAGUCAGGUGCGCUUUAUAGCCCGAAAAUUACGGUAUGUUGGGUCGUGUUAAAAAAAAAUGCCAAUACUUUGUCAGCAGACAACGCUUGCCUAACCCAUACCAUAUUUUACUAUACAUGAAAAAGGGAUCUACAAACAGAUUACAAAUGUUGCCAUUUAACUCUUCCUUCAUCAAGUAUUUCCUCAUAAAAAUGAAGGCGCAGAUUUGUACGUAAUAGCUACAAAAUCACUCAAGCAUUCAGUAACAGCAAUUGAGUGUUUUUUUAAUACGGUAUUAUAUACUUUUUAUGUGUUGUAUAAUUGAUGACAUGUGAAAGUACAACAAGUAGAGCAAACAGUAGCAACUGAUGUGCUAAAGAUACAAACUUCCCCAAAUAUCCUGCAGAGAGAGGUAGUACAGUGGAGCUGAAUAUUUGUCAUACCUCAGACGCAAUGCGGACAUAAUUACUGAGUACAUUUGUUGCACAUAUUUUUGUUCCCUGAUAAGCCAAUUUGCUUGUCCGUUGUGACUUCACAUUUUAUAUUGCUGUGCUGCUCAUCCUGCAAAUGCAUGCAUGCUUACAAAUGGGGUUUCACUUGAUAGAGAAAUAAAUGUACUUUCCAGAUGGAUAGAAAUAUUCAUAGUUGUACUGUUACUACACAGAUGAUGAUGAUUUAUUAUUUCUAGAAAGACAUACAGUAGUUUACUUCAGCCAGUUAAUAGUUAUAAUGAAUGACGUCAGGUGUGCAUGCAUUAUUCAUGUUGAUUGAUGUCACAUCUAAACGUAACCUCUUAUACACCUUUGUCCCUUUCCUCGUUCUGACCAGUUCUGUCUUUCACCAAAGUAGACGAGUCCUCAUCAGCUGACUGUGUACAACUAUUGCUGCAGCACUAACUAUAAUAUUCUGUAUAAUAUCCAUCAAGCCAGGUCGGCAUGAGAGGCUUGUAGUCUUAACUCAUUUAUUUCAACAAUUAAAUGUGUACAUAAUAGAGAAUAAGGCAAAAAGUAGUGUUUUCACGGUAUACGUAGAUAUACCUGACUAUAAUACAAGUGUCACAACACAUUCUACAUAAGCCUAAAAGUGACACAAAUUACUUUUUUGUCAGGUAGUUUAUAGUCACAUACCAGCCUGAGUCACAUAUUUUAAUCGUUUAUACUAAAUUCUAAGGCUUGUGGGGACCGGACCACAAAGACGUGAAUGAAAUUACUUCAAAUUGACAGCUAUAUAUGGGAAGAAACGCUGCCAUUGAAUAGUGAACGUACUGUAUUCAGGCAAAAGAAUUAAGAUGGGGAUUGACCACUAUGUUUUCUUACCGUAAAUUGUUUAAACUGCCACAGCAGCUGGAACUCGUACUGCCAGUCCAGGAGUCCCAUGUCUGCCCAAAUAUGACACUGGUACCUUUUAAACAUUUAUCAAAUGAACUGCAAUUAUCACUAUAAUUACUAGUGAUUUUUAACACUAUAGAUUACGUAUCUAUAGUAAUCAACACUGACCACACUGCCGAGUUCGCUCCCACAUUCCACUCAAAUCUAAAGCUCAAAUCUCUGAUCAAUGCACUUCAACAGGAAUCUUAACAGUUAGGAUGGAGGACGAAAAAAGCAAUGCAGUACAUCCUUACUUUACAACAAACCGAAAUGUUUUAUCAAAUAAUGCUCAUGUCAUAUAUAAACACAAAAUGUACAGUUCAAAAGUGUUGCGGCAAUUGUAUGCAUUUUACUUCCAACUAUUGUGUACUGUCAACUGAGUAUUCAUCUAAUGUAUAACACACACCUGCAACCCCAGAUAUCCUGGAUUCAUGUUCCUCUGAAUGUCAAUUGUCUCUCUGUAAUCAUACUGCUCAUGCUCACUUCAUGACUAUGCACUUAAUUAUAUAUCUUGACUUGUGAAAAGACAUGAUUAUGUAAUGUAAAUAAAAGGAUUCUAAUUGCCAGACUAAGUGAAGUGUCACGGUUUCUGAUACAAAAGAGUGAAAUCAUUGAGGUAAUUAUAAUGGGGUAUUUACAAA